This is a messenger RNA of Monosiga brevicollis MX1, 663 nucleotides long. RefSeq lists its product as uncharacterized. The record is from RefSeq and is a predicted model, not a curated record. NCBI's taxonomy places the organism in Eukaryota, Choanoflagellata, Craspedida, Salpingoecidae. The transcript has a single exon. Bases 1 to 663 code for a protein of 220 amino acids.
AUGGCUACGCUGCCGCCAUGGACCUCAUCCCGCCUGGGUGAGUCCAUAACAGGGCUAAUGGAUGUGCCAUGGGACGCCGAUGACGAGGACCAGGGCCACGGACACGAGAACAAGCACAUGUACACGGUCCAAGAGAGCGAGGAGGACACUUCCAUGCCGACACGCCCGCGUGAUGCUCAGUAUCAGACGCACACGACAUCCGACGUGUCGUGUGCUUCCCCAAGCCGGCUGGGCUCGCGUCAGGGUGGUCAUUACUCGAGCUGGCUAGACAACAUGCAUGGCGGCAUCAUCGACAUGGCUGACUCGGCUCGGGUUCGCGUCUGGCAGCGUCGACAUGAAGGAUACGUGCCGGAGCUGGUCGACGUCUUGGAAGAGACGGGUCCGAGCGUUGUGAACGGCAGGUCGGACAGCCGAUCCGAAUGGUCGGGUUCAGUCACAUCGGAUGAUGGCCACUUGGACGAGGGAGGGACCGAAUAUGGUCUUAAUCAUCCAUCACGACACGGGUCACGUGCCCAGCGGGCGGCCAGCGAGAGCGGCACGACGACCUGUUCAUUUCAACGAAUCCGCCCCGGCCGACACGGCUACGCCAUACGGCCCUCGGGUUUGGAGUGCCUGCAUGUCCUGCAGACGCAUCGGCGCCAAUCGUUAUCCGUUGAAGACUGA